AUGGAUCUACGAAACGUGCAGAGCAUCGAGCUGCCCGCGACAGCGGACAUGCACGUGCACCUGCGCCAGGGUGACAUGAUGGAGCUUGUAACGCCAACUCUGACCGCAGGCGGCGUUGACACGGCCUUUGUCAUGCCCAACUUGGUUCCUCCCGUGACCACCGUCGAGAUGGCGCUCGAGUACAAGCAGAAGCUCCUCGCCACCAACCCCGACGUGCACUACCUCAUGUCGCUCUUCCUGCACGCCAGCGUCACGCCGGAGGUGAUUGACCGGGCGGCCGCGGCCGGCGUCACCGGCGUCAAGCUGUACCCGCAGGGCGCGACGACCAACUCGGACAACGGCGUGGCGGACCUCAAGGCCUUUUACGACACGUUUGAGGCGAUGGAGAGGAACGACAUGGUGCUGAACCUGCACGGCGAAGCGCUCGAGGCGCUGGCGCCGGCCGGCUUGACCCUCGAGGAGGCCUUCCUGCCCACGCUCAUGAGCUUGCACGAGCGCUUUCCCAAGCUCCGCAUCAUUCUUGAGCACUGCACUACGUCUGCGGCUGUCGAGGCUGUUAAGGCGUGCGGCCCCAACGUCGGCGCUACCAUCACCGCGCAUCACCUGUACCUCACCGAGGCCGACGCCUGCUGCGACCCGUUCGCCUUUUGCAAGCCCAUCCCCAAGAAGCCUCUCGACCGUGACGCCCUCCUUCAAGCCGCCAUGAGCGGCAAUCCCAAGUUCUUCUUUGGAAGCGAUAGCGCACCUCACCCCAUCCAGAACAAGACAUCGGCCGAGCAGGGCAAAGCCCCCGCGGGCGUCUUCACCCAGCCGUUCGUCACGCAGCUCGUCGUGCUGGCGCUGCAGGAGGGCAUCGCGCGGGGAGUGCUCGCCGACGCGGACGUUACGCGGGAGCGGCUGGAGGGCUUCCUGAGCCACAACGGGCGCGCGUUCUACAAGCUGCCGCGGGCGACUCGCCGCGUGGUGCUGGAGAGGAAGGGGGAGAGGAUACCAACGAGCGUGAAGAGCGAGACGGUGGAGGUGGGCAACUCGCGACAUGGUGAUGAGGUGUUCAGCCUGCGGUGGCUGUAA
Molecule: messenger RNA, 1071 nt
Organism: Cordyceps fumosorosea ARSEF 2679
Lineage: Eukaryota; Fungi; Ascomycota; Sordariomycetes; Hypocreales; Cordycipitaceae
Product: dihydroorotase, homodimeric type
Exons: 5
Coding region: 1-1071 (356 amino acids)
Biological process (GO): pyrimidine nucleotide biosynthetic process; 'de novo' pyrimidine nucleobase biosynthetic process
Cellular component (GO): cytoplasm
Molecular function (GO): dihydroorotase activity
Source: RefSeq, a predicted model, not a curated record